CCCAAGACGCAGUUAGGCUGCGGGUGAGCGCCUGCGCUCAGGGAAUGCCAAUCUCCCUGUUCCUCCAGACCCUGAGUAAUGUGGAAGAUUCAGAGCCUCAACCUCCGGAGACACCGUGCCUCUCGCUGAACGCCUUUCCGCUCGUUGUUUCUUUCUAGUCCCGCUGACCUCCUCGGCGCCUCGGAGGCUGCUAGUCAGGCAGUCUGUUGGGCACUCCAAGCGCGGGGUCCUCGCGGCUUUCUCUGCUGCUUCAGCUUCGGUUCAGAGAGGACCCGGCACCGAAUCACUGACUCGCCCAGGUGUCGGGAAAAUGAUCCACAGUCUAUUUCUCAUCAACUGUUCUGGCGACAUAUUUCUAGAAAAACACUGGAAGAGUGUUGUAAGCCAGUCUGUGUGUGACUAUUUCUUUGAAGCUCAGGAGAAAGCUGCUGAUGUUGAAAAUGUACCACCUGUCAUUUCAACACCUCACCACUACCUCAUUAGUAUCUACCGGGAUAAGCUCUUCUUCGUGUCUGUGAUACAGACUGAAGUGCCACCUCUCUUUGUAAUUGAGUUUCUGCAUCGAGUUGCUGACACUUUUCAGGACUACUUUGGUGAGUGUUCAGAGGCUGCAAUUAAGGAUAAUGUGGUCAUAGUGUAUGAGCUCUUGGAAGAAAUGUUAGACAAUGGAUUCCCACUGGCUACCGAAUCUAACAUUCUGAAAGAACUGAUUAAACCACCAACAAUUCUACGUUCUGUCGUCAAUUCUAUUACAGGCAGUAGUAAUGUUGGGGACACGCUCCCCACUGGGCAGCUGUCCAACAUCCCGUGGCGUCGAGCAGGUGUAAAGUACACCAACAAUGAAGCCUACUUUGAUGUAGUCGAAGAGAUAGAUGCGAUUAUAGAUAAAUCAGGAUCUACAGUCUUUGCAGAAAUUCAAGGUGUCAUUGAUGCUUGCAUUAAGCUGUCUGGAAUGCCUGAUCUCUCUCUCUCUUUCAUGAACCCAAGGCUUCUAGAUGAUGUCAGCUUCCACCCAUGCAUCCGGUUCAAACGCUGGGAAUCUGAGAGAGUUUUGUCAUUCAUUCCUCCCGAUGGAAAUUUCCGACUCAUAUCAUACCGCGUCAGCUCACAAAAUCUAGUGGCAAUUCCAGUGUAUGUGAAACAUAAUAUCAGCUUUAAGGAAAACAGCUCUUGUGGUAGAUUUGAUAUAACAAUUGGACCAAAACAGAAUAUGGGAAAAACGAUUGAAGGAAUCACAGUGACUGUUCACAUGCCAAAAGUUGUGCUGAAUAUGAACCUGACACCAACACAAGGCAGCUAUACAUUCGAUCCCGUCACCAAGGUACUAGCAUGGGAUGUGGGGAAAAUUACUCCACAAAAGCUCCCAAGUCUUAAAGGACUGGUAAAUUUACAGUCAGGAGCACCCAAGCCAGAAGAGAACCCAAACCUCAACAUACAGUUCAAGAUCCAGCAGCUUGCUAUUUCAGGCUUAAAAGUGAACCGCUUGGACAUGUAUGGUGAGAAGUAUAAGCCAUUUAAAGGAGUCAAGUAUAUCACAAAGGCCGGAAAGUUCCAAGUGAGGACAUGAGAAGAGGCCAGACUUGCUCAAGAUCAGUUUGUUUUGCAAGUGUCAUUGCGGUUUCUUACUAUUAGGUACCAAGUGGGUGGGAAUAAUAUAGAGCAUCUGGGUCAAGCUACCCUGCUAACAAAGUUGCUUAGUAAUGAUGUAGGCUCCUCGGGAGCUUUAAGCUAAGGAAAGUUUUCUAAAGACUUAGCUUAUUUUGUAUCUUUUCACUUAGGAAAAGGUUUAGGUGAUUUUUUCCAUGGGGGCCACCAGCUGAAUGCUGCCCAUGGUAACAGUCAAGGCAGAAGGCUACAGUGAUAACCUCUCUCCUAAAGCAAGUGAACUGGUCUCAUCUUCCAGCAGGAACUGUCUCAGUCUGUGAGGUGUCAGCUGUAGCCAAGGGUCACACCUUCUGAUCUUAGCCAUCUCAAUCAGUGUCUGUCCCAAGAGAGGAGAUUGCCCCACCCCAAGAAGUUUACAGAAAACUGCCUCUUCAAGUGUUUGCCUUACUCAGCUUUUCACUUGUGCCAUUAAGCAAGCACUGUAGCAAAAGCCACUUCCACAUGGCCCAGGCAGGGAGCACUGCAGCUCCAUGCUCCAUUCUCACUGUACUUGGUAUUAUAUUUUUUAUAAAUAAGAUUUUUAUGUAAAGCUCAGAUUUUGAUUUACAAGGACCUUGCUGCAGUAAAUAUUCCAUCAAUCUUGUGCCACCAGUUCAGCUGUUAGAUAGCACAGUCAAAUCAUUUGCAUCAAAAGGGCAAAUACUUUAUUAAGAUAAUGAAAGGGAACACUACUUCUGCUGUUAAGACACAAGUGUCUGUGCUUUUAAACAAAUUCAAGUAGUAAAAGAGAAAAUCAAGCAAAACCUUUGCCAUUCUCGUGUUUUAUUAAAGCUUUAUUUGAUGCCACUAACCUAGUUUGCUUGAAACCCCAGUUUAACAAAGGGAAGGAAACAUGCAUUUCACUGUUACUCUUCUCCAUCUUUUAUGCUGUUGUGCUUAAGUAGUUGAGUUUGCCUGUGUGCCUGCAGAGCGCCUUUUCGUACUCCAUACAUCGCAAGGCCAAGGGGAUAACACCUUCUCCAAACUGUCAAAUGUGGAGGAAGCACUUAGUGUGUCUGCUGAACUGUGUACAUGGAAACAGUAACAAUUUAUACUAAUUGAUCUUUACACUUGGAAGCCGGUCCUUCUGCGUCUUCGUUUGGAAAUCCUUGUGCAAUGAUUUUGCCUCAUCAGACAAAAGAAAAUGGAGGAAGACAAAAAUGCUCGCCCUUCCUAGCCCCUUGUCCUUUGUCCUUCCUUCCCUUGCUAGGUCACGUUCUAGGCCCGCUCCAUGUUGGAGUGCCAACGAUGCGGUAGCUCUGCCGCUGUGGCCCCAUCUAACAAGGCCAACUGUUGCAAAACUUCAAGGAGACACUUCUUGAGUAACCAACUGAUUGACAAUUUUAAGUCAAAAUACAAAAUAUCUAUUCCCUUUGACUAAGAUUAACCAAUCUUAGUUCCACUUCUAGUUUUACUAUCUUGUUCCACCUCCAAAGCAAUCACACCAGUUCUAGUUCUUCACAGUCCUUUACCUCACAACCAUACCUAGAACGCACAGCUUCCUUGCUGUGCAGUCCUCUUGUCUGUCAGAGUAGAGCAUAUACCAAGUGUCUUGUGUCCAGGAAUUUCUGCUAAAGUAGCUAAUCAGACUGCAUUCUUUUACUGUUAAGUUGUUGUAUUUAUUAAUUUGACAGAACUCAAUAAGCCCUUUCUCUAGUUCUGACCAUAAUGUUAAUAAAUAUAUGAGAGCAA
Molecule: messenger RNA, 3336 nt
Organism: Rattus rattus (black rat)
Lineage: Eukaryota; Metazoa; Chordata; Mammalia; Rodentia; Muridae
Gene: Ap3m1
Product: adaptor related protein complex 3 subunit mu 1
Exons: 9
Coding region: 311-1567 (418 amino acids)
Biological process (GO): intracellular protein transport; endocytosis
Cellular component (GO): cytoplasmic vesicle; clathrin adaptor complex
Source: RefSeq, a predicted model, not a curated record